Molecule: messenger RNA, 1320 nt
Organism: Exophiala dermatitidis NIH/UT8656
Lineage: Eukaryota; Fungi; Ascomycota; Eurotiomycetes; Chaetothyriales; Herpotrichiellaceae
Product: 3-oxoacyl-[acyl-carrier protein] reductase
Exons: 5
Coding region: 269-1210 (313 amino acids)
Molecular function (GO): oxidoreductase activity, acting on the CH-OH group of donors, NAD or NADP as acceptor
Source: RefSeq, a predicted model, not a curated record
AGUCGAUAUACCCCAAUAAUAAUAACAACAACAAGAAGACUCGUCUCAUGGGUCCGCCUGUAACUGUUGGGCCUUGUAUCUUGACACCACAAAUCCAGUCAGUGAUCUGGGUACCUAGGCAAACACAAAAGACAUUGAGUCCUGUAACUGCCAUCGACAUUCAAACAUAACAACAACUGCCACCCUCCCCACUCCAGCGUAGUUUAUUACCCGACAAACCUCAUAUCCGUCGAGUGUGUCGUGUCGUCUAGAUCUUAUCAAGUAGAGUAUGGACCCAGCCAAGUUCGGCAUCUCGACGAUCCCAUUGAACCACGCGCCCUAUGGCCCGAUCAAGCCGGAGAAUCUGAAAGGUGCAAAUCAGGGCAAAGUCGCCGUGGUGACUGGUGCUGCGAGAGGAAUCGGUCGAGCAAUUGCCGAAAAUCUAGCAAACUCGGGCGCAAAUGUCGCCAUCAUCGAUCUGCUCAAGGAUGAACUGGGCGAGACGAAAUCUCUGUGUGAGAAACAUGAGGUCAAGGCGAAGACGUACGCGUGCGAUGUCACGGAUGUGGAUCGUCUGCGAGCCGUGUUGAAGGAGGUCGAGAAGGAUUUGGGGCCUGUUGACAUCCUCGUCAACAAUGCAGGAGUAUCACCAGGAAAACCGCAGUGGAUGGAAACCUUUGAAGAGUUCUGGAGGACCAUCGAAAUCAAUUUCAAGAGUGCAAUGGUCACCACGUGGGCAAUCCUUCCAGGCAUGCGUGAACGCAAGACCGGGAUAAUCAUCAAUAUUGCCUCUCGGGCGGCAACGGUCGAUUUCCCUUUCGGUUUAGGGUACAACUCGAGCAAAGCAGCCGUGGCACGGGCGACGUCGACGUUGCAGGAAGAAAUCGAUUUGGACGGGUUGGGAGAGACGGUGCAGACGUUUGCGCUGCAUCCUGGUGGGGUGUAUACUGCUAUGGGGAGUGCCGAACCACGUCCCGAACUGCUCGAAAGAUAUCCCCAAUUGACCCAACACGGCACAGACUUCAAAUCCCUCUUCAAGGACCCUCCCGAAUUGUGCGGCGCCACAUGCGCAUAUUUGGCCACAGGCAAGGCCAAGGAGAUCAGGGGAAUGUACUUCGACUGUCGGCAGGAUGUUGAACGUGUGUGCUCGGUUGGAAGGGAGAAGUUGCUCCAAGACUUUUUGUAUAGAUUGAAGAUCGACUUUAUCGACGGGUACAAGAACGAGCCUUGAGAUGGACUCUGGAUACCGUACAAAAAAACAAAAACCUUGCAGUCUCAGUAGAUGCCGGGUAUGAUCCUCCACUUCACUCUUUGACAAUACCGUUCCCAAUCUUUGCCAUA